AUGGCCAAGAAAGCACCCGAAUCAAAGGCAUCAAAAGAGUCGAAGAUAGCAAAAACAUCGUCCAAAGAAAAGAAGAAAUGGACGACCGGCAAGACAAAAGAAGAAACAAGCAGACACACGUGUGUAGACCCUGAGCUGUUCAACAAGAUUGUCAAAGACGUAGCAAAUAUGAAAGUGAUAACACGGUCGACACUCGCCGAGAAGUACAAUAUCAAUCUUUACAGCAGCAUACGUAUUUUGAGGUAUUUAUGUGAGAAUGAGGUUGUAGGGUGUGUGAGCAAGGGAAGAAGGCUCAACAUUUAUUGUGGGUCCAAGUUUGUUAGGAAGGAGGUUGUGGAGGAUGUUACGAAGAAAGAGGAUGAGUUGGAGACAUGGGCAUAA
This is a messenger RNA of Vavraia culicis subsp. floridensis, 381 nucleotides long. RefSeq lists its product as uncharacterized. NCBI's taxonomy places the organism in Eukaryota, Fungi, Microsporidia, Pleistophoridae. Gene Ontology annotation, cellular component: cytosolic small ribosomal subunit. The transcript has a single exon. The coding region runs from base 1 to 381 and encodes 126 amino acids. The record is from RefSeq and is a predicted model, not a curated record. Gene Ontology annotation, molecular function: structural constituent of ribosome.